Molecule: messenger RNA, 2095 nt
Organism: Condylostylus longicornis
Lineage: Eukaryota; Metazoa; Arthropoda; Insecta; Diptera; Dolichopodidae
Gene: nemy
Exons: 6
Coding region: 285-1067 (260 amino acids)
Molecular function (GO): oxidoreductase activity
Source: RefSeq, a predicted model, not a curated record
CAUUCAGUAGAUUUCUGAUCGUGAACAUUAAAAGAGUGUGUUGUUCGUGUAUUAUUAUAGUGUUUAGCAUAGAGUUUUAAUAUUAAAAAAAUAAGAGAAUUUAUUUACGUAUUAUCACCGUUGUUCCGUCACUUGAUAAAUAGAACUAAUAUUAAUAUUACAAUUUUGUGUUAAAACUAAAAUUAAAAAAUAAUAUAAAAAAGAAUAAUAUUUAUUUUGCAUAAUAUUUUUGAAAUUGAAACUUUUUUGUUUCUAUUCUUUUUAAUUAAUUUUGGAAUUAUUUAAUGCGUGAAAGAAGAAGCAAAAUGCCAAGGGGUGGUACAACAACAACGCGCUAUGAAGAUCGUUCACAAAAUACAUGGAAUUGUGCAUCAUGGUUUGAAUAUUUAUUAAUUGUAAUUCUAUCAACAAUACUCCUAAUUGGUGUUAUUGUUUUAAUACUCUUCUGGGUAUUAUAUUAUCGUGGUGGUUUAGCAUGGUCAAAUCAACCUGAAUUACAAUUUAAUUUGCAUCCAGUAUUAAUGGUUGGUGGGCUUGUAACUAUUUCAGGAUACUCAAUACUAUUGUACAGAUUAUGCAGAUGCUUAAAACAUAUUUAUGUUAAAUUGGCUCAUAUGUUCUUCCAUGCUUGUGCAGUACCAUGUGUUGUAUUGGGAUUUUUAGCUGUAUUUGAAUCACAUGAAAAUUUAUAUCCAGAUAAACCACAUUUUACUUCACUUCAUACAUGGUUAGGAUUGGUAACAAUGGGAUUAUUUGGUUUACAAUUUGUUGUCGGUUUCUUUAGUUUUUUAAUUUUAUUAUGUUGCGAAAAUUAUACAUACUCAUGUCGAUCAGCUAUGGUACCAAUUCAUGCAAGUUUUGGUGUAGUUACAUUAAUGCUUGCAAUUGCUACAGCUCUUACAGGAAUUUUAGAUGCAUAUGACGAAAACACAAAACCCGAAUUGGAAAAAUAUGUUAUGAAAUCAACUGGUAUGGUAUUAGUUGCAAUUGGUAUUGUUGUCUCAUUUGCUGUACGAAGAUCAAAUGCUCCAGCUACUGCUAAAGUAUAUGUAACAGAACGUAUUUAAAGAAAUUCAUAAAUAAAUAAAAUAAAAAAAUCAUUAAAUAUAAUUUUAAUAUUAAAUAAAAAAAUAAAAAGAAAAAAAAACAAAUCUUUGAAUUUUCAAAAAAAAAAAAAAAAAAUUAAAUAAAAUGAAAUUUACAAAACGCAAAAUUAAUAUUUCAACAUAACGAAAAAUCAAAUAAAUAAUUUGAAAAAAAAUUAAUUUAAAAUAAUUUUUAUUCAAAAUUAAAACAAACAAAAAAAAAACAAUAAUUAUUAAAUCGAAAUUAUUAAAUUUAAAAUUUUAUUUUAAUUUUUUUCCUUGUUUUCUUCCAUUUUAUAUUUUUUUUUCAUUUAAUUAUAUUUAAAAAUUAUUUACAAAAAAAUUAUAAAAUAAAAUUAAAUAAAUAUAAAAUUGUUUUCUACUUUAUUAUAAAUAAUUUUUUUUUCGUAAAAUGUUCUCAAAAAACCAAAAUAAUUUGAUAUUUAUAUAAAAAUUCAUAAAUUGUUUCAUACAUACAUGCAUUCAAAAUUAUCUAUAGACUAUAUACGUCAUGUAAAUUAACAUUUAAAUAAAUAAUAAAAAUAAAUAAAUAAAAAAAAAUUUAUAUGAAUUAAGUUUAAAAUGAAAAUACAAAAAAAAAAAAUAAUAAAUAAUUUUUUUUUCGCUGCCAAAUAAUUGUAAACGACGACAUAAAAUGGCUGAUAAAAAAAAAAAAAACACAAAUCAAAAUGGCUGCAAAUUUAUAAACAGUUAUAUCUAGUAUAUGUAGUAUUUUACAUAUUUUAUAAAUGUGAAAAUAAAAAUUAAUAAAAUGGCUGCCAAAAAUAUUUAAAAUAAAAUUUAAAAAAGAAAAAAUUAAUCAAAUUAAUUUUUUUUAAAACAAUUUUUGAAUUUUUUUUUUUUUCUUUUAAUUGAAUUUUCCUUUUUUAUUUUUCGAAAUCAUUCUAUAUAAUUGAAAUAUAUACAGUUCAAUUAUUUUAUAAAUCCAAAAUAUUAUAAAUAUAUACAGUCCGACCCAUAUACAAGCAUCUCACUUAAAAAAAAAUAUU